Messenger RNA from Abrus precatorius (Indian licorice), 1608 nucleotides. Its product is annotated as F-box protein At1g80960-like. Gene Ontology annotation, molecular function: protein binding. Lineage: Eukaryota; Viridiplantae; Streptophyta; Magnoliopsida; Fabales; Fabaceae. The record is from RefSeq and is a predicted model, not a curated record. Bases 1 to 1608 code for a protein of 535 amino acids. The transcript is spliced from 4 exons.
AUGGCGCCCCCCCUUUCCAACUCUUCUUCUGCAGCCAGAGACAUGGGGGACAUGGGGGACAAAAGAAUCAGAAAGAGACCAAAGAUGGAGAAGGUGAUGGGAACUGAGGUGGUUGCAGAUUUCAUCAGCAACCUCCCAAAUGAGAUCUUAAUCAUUAUUCUCUCUAAGCUUCGAAUUGAUGAAUCUGUGAGAUGUGGUGUUCUCUCAAAGAGGUGGUUGGGUCUCUGGAAACAUACUUUACAUAUCGAAGUUGAUAUGAGGUACAUGAUAAAGCCUAUAACCCAACUUUUGCAAGCAAGGAAGCCUCGCACACUCCCAGAUUUCAAUACUCUUUCUCCAUCCAUGCUUAAGGUUGGUUAUGGCUGUAAUACUCGGGUCAUCUUAUUGAUACUUAGUCACUCAGGUCUCACAUCUAGUUGUCGAUUUCGGCAUUUGAAUAGGAGCUUUGGGUUUGGGGAGGUAGAGACUUGUAUUGAUUUGCUGAUUGAUAGGAAGAAAACGUUGAAAGAUUUGAGUCUUGAGUGUGUAUCUGAUUGUAAAGAAACCGCUGAAAAAAUCGUGUCUGAAGAGAAUACUUAUAUACUGAAUUUCCCACCUGGGAGUUUUGAAACUCUUGGUUCACUUGAAUUGAUCAAUUACACAAUUGACUGUUGCCUCCCUUUUGAGAAAUGUAGCGUACUCAAAAACCUUAAGCUUAAAAGGAUCUAUCUGGAUGAUGUAACCCUUAGUGGGAUUUUGGAAAACUGUGUGUUGUUGGAAAAUUUCAUGUUACUUGAGUCAACUGGGUUUGAAAGCCUCGUCAUUGUGAAAUCAAAGCUUAAAGUUUUGCAAAUCCAAGCAUUAUGUGUGGAGGAGAUUGAAAUUAUUGCCGAGAACCUUGAGGUUCUUUUGCUUGAUUCUAUCAUUUGCUCAGCAAAGGAUGUAAGUAUUCAUGCCCCAUUCCUCAAGACUUUUCGUUCUUACAACUAUUCAAUGUAUGCAAGAAUGGUUUCCAAUGAAGAAAGGAAAUCGAUUAUGAAAGCCCAUCAGAUCUUUGCACGCUGUGCUGAUCUUCUGGGAGAAGAAGCAAGGGAGUGGCAACUAAGCAAAAAUAGUCAUGUAGCAAACAGAAUACCAACUCGUGCUGGACCAACAACUUGCAAUAUUUUUCGAAAUUUAUCAACCUUAUCGAUGGACUUGGAUUUGAACAACAUAAGAGAAGCUGGAAUUCUUUCUUAUAUCAUGAGAUUAUGUACAAAUUUACAAGUUAUCGAAAUCGCUCUACCUGUUUUCAGACCAAGAAACCCUAGUGGCAGUAGCUCUAGUCAUUCUGACUCAACGUUUUGGGAGAGGCGAGAAUUGUGCUACUGUAUUCAUCAAAAGCUGAAGUUCGUGUACAUGAGAGGAUUCAGAGGCAAAGAACAAGAAGUAGAAUUUGCGAAGUACCUGAUAACAAGGGCCACUGCGAUGGAGAGGAUUACCCUAAUCUGUAGUGACUCAAUGGGAGUGGCUGAAAAUUUGUUAUCACUGCCUAAGGCUUCUGGUAAACUCUCCAUCAAUUUGAAGCUGAAUGCAAAUAAUCCUUUGGAUGAGUUUGAUAAACAUCAAAAUAGGUUGCUAAAGCGGUAA